AUGGCGUCGGUAUUCAUGCGGAUAUUCAACCUGAUCUGCAUGAUGUUAUUAAUCGGCCACUGGUCUGGCUGCCUCCAAUUCCUUGUGCCCAUGCUGCAAGGGUUUCCGCCCAACUCCUGGGUGGCGAUAAACGAAUUACAGGAAGCCUUUUGGCUUGAGCAGUACUCUUGGGCGUUGUUCAAGGCAAUGUCCCAUAUGCUGUGCAUCGGGUACGGCCGCUUCCCCCCCCAGUCCCUAACGGAUAUGUGGCUGACGAUGCUUUCGAUGAUCUCUGGUGCUACAUGCUAUGCCCUAUUCUUAGGUCAUGCCACCAACUUGAUACAGAGUCUUGACUCGUCCCGUAGGCAAUAUCGUGAAAAGGUGAAACAAGUCGAAGAGUACAUGGCGUACCGGAAGUUGCCUCGCGAGAUGCGCCAGCGCAUAACAGAGUAUUUCGAGCAUCGGUACCAAGGGAAGUUCUUUGAUGAGGAGCUUAUUCUUGGCGAGCUUAGUGAGAAACUUCGAGAGGACGUCAUUAAUUAUAACUGUCGCUCGCUCGUCGCAUCGGUGCCUUUCUUUGCAAAUGCUGAUUCGAACUUCGUUUCGGAUGUCGUCACAAAGUUGCGUUAUGAAGUCUUCCAGCCUGGUGAUAUUAUCAUAAAAGAAGGAACCAUCGGGAAUAAGAUGUAUUUUAUACAAGAGGGGAUAGUAGACAUCGUUAUGGCCAACGGUGAAGUGGCGACCAGUCUCUCUGACGGGUCCUACUUCGGCGAGAUCUGUCUACUCACAAACGCACGAAGAGUCGCCUCCGUCCGCGCUGAGACUUAUUGCAACCUAUUUUCAUUAUCUGUGGACCACUUUAACGCAGUGCUAGACCAAUACCCCUUGAUGCGACGCACCAUGGAGAGCGUGGCAGCGGAGAGAUUGAACAAGAUCGGCAAGAACCCGAACCUCGUCGCGCACAGAGAGGACGACACCACAUCGGAGGGCAACACAAUCAAUGCAGUCGUGAACGCGCUGGCGGCUGAAGCGGAGCACGUCAGUCUAUCAGAUGAUAGCGUAGCGAGGUUAUCGGAGCGAUCGCUUGGUCUUGCGCUGCAACCGCUUCAGGCAGCAUCGUGUCGGAUGGCAGGAGUCGCGCUGCCGGGUUUGGGUGUCGCAGCCGCGCUGCCGCGACCGAAGUCCGAGCACGAUUUUAGUUCUGCCCAAGCGCAACAGCCGCCGCUGUCUACGGCCGGCGCCGCAUUUCACAAGUCGGACGCCGGCAUAGCCCCCUGA
Molecule: messenger RNA, 1257 nt
Organism: Leptosia nina
Lineage: Eukaryota; Metazoa; Arthropoda; Insecta; Lepidoptera; Pieridae
Source: the annotation of a GenBank genome assembly